This is a messenger RNA of Ectocarpus sp. CCAP 1310/34, 1557 nucleotides long. NCBI's taxonomy places the organism in Eukaryota, Phaeophyceae, Ectocarpales, Ectocarpaceae. The record is from the annotation of a GenBank genome assembly.
ACACAACACAACACACGCCAGGCGGCUUCUCCCGAGCUCAGCACCCCAACGGCGCCAGUCAACGGACCAAAGGGUGGUGUCUGCGACAGACCAACUACCAAUUCACACCAGAAUCUGGCCUUUCAAGGAUGCCUACGUUACCCAAGUGCGUUACCCUGGUACUGCUGGCGUGCGUCGCGCAUGGCUUCAAGGGUUGUACGAAGGCAACGAUAACAACAGGCCACGCUUCUUCGCGAACCUUGUUCGCUGUGCGUGUGGCCUCCAGCAUCACUUCAAAAUCGCGCGAGUCUUCUCGGAUAUGCGCCCGGACUAUAGCUGCCGUAGAGAGGCGACCGAAGGUAAUGGUGGCCAGCAAGACAGCUCCGAGAGAUGAAGAGGAAGGGGUUGCUGGCGAUUUGAAGUCGAGGCUGAAAACGACGCUGCACAAAGCUGGGAAGAAGAGGGAUUGGAGAGCAGCACUGCAAACGCUCGAUGAAAUGAAACUGUCUCCGGGACUUGUGGACACGAUGUCGUACAACAUUGCCAUCACGGCUUGUGGGGGAAGGCAGCUGGGGAAGGCUUUGGAUCUUUUGGAUGAGAUGGAAGAGGAGGGGGUGACUCCCAACAUAUUUAUUUUCAACUCGGCAAUAAAGGCUUGCGGCGAUGCCGACGAGUACGAAAAGGCUCUUUCUCUUCUGGACGAGGUUUUUGGACGGGGAUUGUCCCCUAAUCUCAUCACCUACAAUGCAGCUAUCGGUGCGUGUGCAAAAUGUGGUCGGUGGCAGAAGGCUCUGGACCUCCUAGGCGAAAUGUCGGAGAGGCAAGUGGUUGCUGAUGUCACAACCUACAACGCCGUCAUCGAAGCGUUUGCAGGUGGGGAUCAAUGGGAGAAGGCCCUGGACCUCCUGAGCGACAUGUCGGAGCGGGGAGUGGUCCCCAACGCUAGAACCCGCACUUUAGCAAUCUCUGCUUGUGGAAAGCAAGGUAGCGGAAGAACACUUUGGGGUUAUUUGGGCCAACUGAAGAAAAAGCUUUAGGUCCCCGCUGGAGGUGCAAUCAUGAUAGACAACAUCCAACAGCUUCAGGGAAUAUUUCUUGUACCAUGAAGUAGCCGCCAGCCUCAUCUUAAUUUCUCACCGAUUCUCCGCGUUCGACAUACUCUAGGAAAUCGGUUUGCGAGAUCGCUCCCGUAUGACAACCACAACGGAACGCGCGGGUGAGUCCGUCGACCGAUGUAGUCGUCCACGCCAAGCAUGGGUGACAAUGGCUGCAGUCGGACAAUGCCAAAAGCAGGGCGACACGAGUGAGAGCAGGCCCACUACAGGCAGCCUGUCCUCGCGGUCAGUUAUUGUUGGAUCAACUCAGAGUUUGCAACCGCAACCGGAGGUUGACAGCUAGAGGGCGCGACAGGGAUAGAACUGCAAAUCAGGCUAUGACACACCCGGAUAGGAGAAUCUGUAUCCGCUACGUUCAACGUUCACGGCUGUAUUGUGUCCCGUCUGUUCGGUCUUUGGAUAUCGAGCAUGGGACAAGAUAGACAGAGCUGGUCGUUCUUGGUUUCGAGACUCCCAGAGUAUU